AUAUUUAAGUAUGUCAAUCAUGUUUUCUCAAAUAUUUAGAGUAAACUGUUUUUUUUUUGAGAAAUAUAUUCUUAAAUCCUAUAUAAAAUAACCGUGCUCAGAUUGACAUUUCGGACGCCGCAUGUCAUUCUCAUGUUUGUUUAGCAAAAUGAUUGCUGUCAGGUCAGAUUAGGUUAUAGUUAUUGUUUGAGUGCUGCAAUACAUAGCAUUAAUAAACGCUGUUUAUAAAUAACCGAAAUUUUAUUUAAUCGAAUUUUAAUAGAUAAUGACAAUAUAAUGGCAAAAACAAAUGUUAAUGAAACAAUAUCAAAAUAUGAACAAUUUAUCAAUGAUGUGCUGAAAGAGGACUUGCGAAUACUUGAUUUAAAAUUACAACAUAUAAAUGCCGAAAUAUCAGAUAUGAUCCAGGAACGACAUUGCUUGAAAGUUUUAACAGACAAAAAUGAUCACCCUAAUGGUUUUAAAACUCAGGUUAACAUUGGUUGUAAUUUCUUUAUGGAAGCGUCUGUUACUGAUACAUCGAAACUUCUUAUGAAUAUCGGAUUAAAUCAUUAUUUAGAGUUGACAAUUGAAGAAGCAUAUAAAUACUUGGACGUCAGGAUAAAAGCCUUUGAAGUGAAGUCGGAGGAAUUACGCACUAAGGCUGCUGAAACAAAAGCCCACAUAAAAUUAAUGUUAUUUGGCAUUGGUGAAUUAGACAAUCAAAAAAUCGGUAAAAUCAGUUGAUUAUAUUUUUAAUGUAAAUUAAUACUGCUAUUAAUAAUAUAUGUUAAUAAAAAAUUUAA
Messenger RNA from Nymphalis io (European peacock), 785 nucleotides. RefSeq names its product protein UXT (gene Uxt). The transcript has a single exon. The coding region runs from base 277 to 726 and encodes 149 amino acids. Gene Ontology annotation, molecular function: transcription corepressor activity. Gene Ontology annotation, biological process: negative regulation of transcription by RNA polymerase II; protein folding. The record is from RefSeq and is a predicted model, not a curated record. Lineage: Eukaryota; Metazoa; Arthropoda; Insecta; Lepidoptera; Nymphalidae. Gene Ontology annotation, cellular component: cytoplasm; prefoldin complex.